AUGCAGCCAAACAUUGUCAGGGAGGAGAGGCAGGGAGCACAUGUGCAAGAUUCCAUCUUCAUCCCUGAUCAACAGCAUCCUCGUGUGGAUCUUGAAGAGAUUGUGCAGGUUUUGAGAGUGCAUUUUGGUCUGAAUUCUCAGAUGGCCAACCGCCCUGCAUAUCAAAGGCCUUUCCCCGAAAGGAUCAUCAACGAUUAUCCACUGCCAAGGAAUUAUCGACCACUUGAUUUCCAUGCUUUUUCAGGGGAAGAUGGAUCUUCCACCAUUGAGCAUUUAUUUGGGUUAUCUCUCACUAGAACAGCGUUCUCAUGGUUUGUAAGCCUGCCACCUGGGCAAAUACAAACUUGGGAAAGGUUGGAGAUGGCGUUUCAUGCUAGGUUCUUCAAUCCUUUACCGACCAUCUCUCUUACUGAUUUAUUGGAAUUGAAACAAUAUCCAGAAGAGUCAGCUUCACAGUUUAUUGAAAGAGUACGUUUGAUGAAAGGACGUUGUCCUACUAUAAUCAAUGAAAAUGAAAUGACCAACUUAGUGGUCAGGAACAUGCAUGGUCGUCUGAGAGAGGCGCUCACUGCCCAUGAUGUAGAAGAUUUGGCAAGCCUUGCUUCUAAGGCUGCACGUUUGGAGUCUCUUUUUAGAGAAAAAGAUCAGAAUUUCAGGCGUAAUAAAGUCCAGCAUAUGGCAAGUAUGGAAACAGAGGCAUACGACUUUGAUUAUGAUCAAACGGAAGAGAUGGCGGCCAAAAUACUGUCAGGGAAGCCUUAUGUAUGUUCUAAGUUAAAGCCAAUACUAGGAACUGAAGGAAAAGAGCAACCGACCUUUGAUAAUUCAAAAGCCGAUUAG
Molecule: messenger RNA, 840 nt
Organism: Andrographis paniculata
Lineage: Eukaryota; Viridiplantae; Streptophyta; Magnoliopsida; Lamiales; Acanthaceae
Exons: 2
Coding region: 1-840 (279 amino acids)
Source: RefSeq, a predicted model, not a curated record